AAUCUUCAAUUGACGAAAUUUCAUUGCUUAACUGAAUUAGUUGACUAUUGUUAUUUAUAAAAAAAAUUAAUUCUGAUCUCUUUCUAAAUUUUUGAAUUUCUCGAGUCUCCGCCUUAUCGGUUUUUAGCGGAGCACACUGCUUGCCUCGUCGGCUGGCCUUUUUUAUCGCGAGUUAUAUAGCGGCCUCAGGAUGAAAACCAUCAAUACCUAUCAGACAGUGAAAAUCCCUAAGGAAUUGACUGUCUCGGUCAAAUCCAGGACAGUCACUGUCAAAGGACCAAGAGGUGUCUUGAAGCGAUGCUUCAAGCAUCUGGCCCUCGAUAUUCGUAUGGUCAAUCCAAGACUUUUGAGAGUCGAGAAAUGGUUUGGCACCAAAAAGGAGCUGGCUGCUGUAAGAACUGUAUGUUCUCAUAUUGAAAACAUGUUGAAGGGUGUAACCACAGGCUAUGAGUACAAAAUGCGUUCUGUAUACGCCCAUUUCCCCAUCAAUUGUGUGACCACCCAGGACAACACCAUGAUUGAAAUUAGGAACUUCUUGGGAGAGAAAUUCAUUCGCAGAGUGAAGAUGGCUCCUGGAGUUACUGUUACUAACUCUAAAGCUCAAAAGGAUGAGCUCAUUUUACAAGGAAACUCUUUGGAAGAUGUUUCCAGAUCAGCUGCACUUAUCCAGCAAUCCACUUCAGUCAAAAAUAAGGAUAUCAGAAAGUUCUUGGAUGGUCUUUACGUAUCAGAGAAAACAACAGUUGUUAAGGACGAAGAAUAAAUAAAAUCGUUGCAAUUUUUAACAAAUGUA
Trichogramma pretiosum is the source of this 793-nucleotide messenger RNA. Its product is annotated as 60S ribosomal protein L9-like. The record is from RefSeq and is a predicted model, not a curated record. Gene Ontology annotation, cellular component: ribosome; cytosolic large ribosomal subunit. NCBI's taxonomy places the organism in Eukaryota, Metazoa, Arthropoda, Insecta, Hymenoptera, Trichogrammatidae. Gene Ontology annotation, molecular function: rRNA binding; structural constituent of ribosome. The coding region runs from base 191 to 763 and encodes 190 amino acids. The transcript has 4 exons. Gene Ontology annotation, biological process: cytoplasmic translation.